Molecule: messenger RNA, 1047 nt
Organism: Ustilaginoidea virens
Lineage: Eukaryota; Fungi; Ascomycota; Sordariomycetes; Hypocreales; Clavicipitaceae
Exons: 2
Coding region: 1-1047 (348 amino acids)
Biological process (GO): lipid biosynthetic process
Molecular function (GO): iron ion binding; oxidoreductase activity
Source: RefSeq, a predicted model, not a curated record
AUGGACAUCGUCCUCGAACUCACCGAUACCUUCCUUGCCGACUACGCCUACGCGUAUCUAUACCCUCUUCGACCGGAUUUCUACCACUUCCCUCAAGCGGCUACCGUGAACGCUUCGACACAAAACUUUUCAUCAUGGACUUGGAAACCUGCCACACGAUUCCUGCAAAUCGAGCCCUCCCGGGCCGCAUACAUGAGCUCCUUGCCUCGCGAUAACCCGUAUAGGCAACUGGCUACCCUUUUCUUCAUUACUUGGAUAUUCGGCAUAGCUGUAUAUUUCUUAUUCGCAACCCUGUCUUACUACCUCAUUUUCGACAAGAGGACGUUGAACCAUCCGAAAUUCAUCACGAACCAGAUCCGGCUGGAGAUCGUGCAGGCAAACAAAUCUAUGCCAUUCAUGGCCUUUUUCACGGCGCCGUUGUUCUUGCUCGAGGUUCGAGGCUACGGCAAGCUAUAUGAUACAACGGACCAAGGCCCGGGACUGUGGUACAAUAUCCUUCAGUUCCCUCUCUUCUUGCUCUUUACCGACUUUUGCAUCUACUGGAUUCAUCGAUAUUUGCACCACCCGCUGGUGUACAAGCGUCUGCACAAGCCUCACCACAAGUGGAUCAUGCCUACACCUUUUGCCAGCCAUGCUUUCCAUCCUCUAGAUGGGUUUGCCCAGUCCCUCCCCUACCAUAUUUUCCCCUUCAUCUUUCCUCUUCAGAAAUUAGCCUACGUCGCACUAUUUGUCUUUGUCAACUUCUGGGCUAUUCUCAUCCACGACGGCGAGUAUCUCACCAACAACCCCAUCGUAAAUGGUGCCGCGUGUCAUUCCCUUCACCAUUCCCGCUUUGAAGUCAACUACGGGCAGUUCUUUACUGCUUUCGACCGCCUCGCUGGUACUUACCGGACACCCGAGGCUUGGAUGUUCGAAAAAGACAAGAAGAUGUCGCAAAAGCAGUGGAAAAAAGAAUCCGAAACUGUUGACGGGUUUGUCAAAGAAAUUGAAGGCGAUGACGAGCGAACCUACGGACGCGAGAAAAUCGAGGCAAAAAAGAACAUUUAG